Molecule: messenger RNA, 5668 nt
Organism: Gymnodraco acuticeps
Lineage: Eukaryota; Metazoa; Chordata; Actinopteri; Perciformes; Bathydraconidae
Gene: tafa5l
Product: TAFA chemokine like family member 5, like
Exons: 5
Coding region: 1053-1451 (132 amino acids)
Source: RefSeq, a predicted model, not a curated record
CUGUGUGUAUUCGUGUGUGUGGAGGAGAGAGAGAGAGCAUAUGGAAACAUUGUAACUCAAGGCGGGCAAGCAGCAGCGUUUUCUUCCAUGGAUUGAAGGGAGGAAAUCCUCUUCUUGUUCUUGCGUCGCCUACAUGCAAAUGUGGCCGGCUGGGGCAGAAUGAGGCUGGGUUAAAACACUCACAUCAGCAUCCGACACUUGACUUUGCGAGGAGGGAGAGCUCUUUCUGGCAAAUCAGAGGUGCAAGGCACUGUCCAUCUUUGCAGAUCAUUCUCAAAGGCUCAUACAGGUGACAAGUGUGACCAACUUCACUGCAUUGACGCGCGUAUAUUGUCCAUAGGCAGUGCGUAAACGCGCCAAUCUUUUUGACAUUUUACCUGCAGUGUUGUGGUCGCAUGUGACGCACCUGCGCCUUCAGCUUUUUUUAGCCGUAUUUUUGGAUAAAGGAGUGUUGCGUUUUUCGGACAAGUUUCUGCGCUGAUUGCUAUGUUCGUCAUGUCCGCCUGGGUGAACUUGCGCGUUUUCUCCGUAGAGUCACACAGAGCCGCGCUGUGUGCAGAAGUUGGUUGGGAAUCAUCAUAACAACAGUGCGGGGAGCAGAGGAGGGAAAAGGAAGGGACAGCGGUGUAGAGGGGAUGAUGAGAGGCUGAAUUUCUUUUUUAAGAUUCACUACCAGCAUCAUCAGCAUGAGGAUCAAAACUGCGGAGGACUGCUGCUCUCCAUCUACAUAGUUACAGUUUUUGCAGAAGCCUGCCAGUGAGCCCUGCAACCACAGCUGCGUAAACUUGGCCGGAUCUGGUGACAUUGUACCCUCUGCGCGUGUGUGUGUGCGUGCCUGGAUGGAUAUGCAGCUCACCGAGGGAAUUUGAAAAGCACGGGGGGAUUUCUAUCAGUCGCUCUCCCUAUUAUAACCUCAAAAUGGAUGCCGAUUACAGGCUGUGGAGACGCCACUGGAUUAGCCACUCUCCCGCUGAUCUGCUUGACAUCUGAGCGCCACGAGCUUUCAAAGUUUGGAUAAUCUACAGAAAAGGGGAAAGGGCUGAAGGUGUAGGAUGCAGUCUGGGGCGAAGACACUCUCCGCAGGUGGAGGUGCGUCACUGUGCUGCCUGCUGCUCCUGUGGCUCAUCUACUCCCAUCUGCUCAGAGAGGGCCAGUUGGCGGUGGGAACCUGUGAGAUCGUGAUGCUCAACAGAGACAGUAGCGUUCCCAGACGGACCAUCGCCAGGCAGACGGCCCGCUGCGCCUGCCGGAGAGGCCAGAUCGCCGGGACCACCAGGGCCAGGCCAGCGUGUGUGGAAGCGCGGAUCGUGCGGAGCCGUCAGUGGUGUGAGAUGGCCCCCUGCCUGGAGGGGGAGGUCUGCAGCCUCCUGUUCAACCGCUCCGGCUGGACCUGCACCAGAGGCAGCGGGCGCAUCAAGACUGUCACGCCUUUGCCCAAGGAGCCGUCGUAGGAUGUGGAGAACACGGCAAGGUCAUCGGCUUCCUGCUACAAAAGGUACUGAGACCAAUCACUAAACCAGAACAUUGUGUCCAUUCUCUUAUGAGACUCUCAAACUUUGCAACAGGUUUUAACCUUCAGUAAAAACAAAUAUGUAUAAAAGAACUCGCAGACAUUUCUGAGAAUUCUGAGAAGUCUCCAGUGAGAGGCAUGGUACACCAUCGGCUUUGAAUCUUCACCGCGAACCCUUGGACACGUCAUCGAACAACAUUCCUGUGAGGAACUUUCAUCAACGGGACGUGGAAUAAUUGACUCAUUCAUUACAUUGACUUUUUGUUGCCCUUGAUAUCCAACAUUAGGUCUGCAGGGGACGCCUCCUUGAAGAUUUUUCGUACCUUUGUGGCUUGAUCUGGACUUUUCAGAAGGUCUUUCAGAAGUCGGCCCCUUCUUCUUCUUAACUAUCUCGAUACGAAGCCGUCCAGUGUUAUAUUCCAGCCAAGUUUUGCCAAUGACAGCUUGCUGCUAAAGACACUUUUAUGAGGUUGAGCCAGACUGUAUUGCCCACUGUAUUCUCUCACUCAUUUAGCUGGGUAGGACUUUGCACUGCAUACACACAGGACGGAACAUUGUGCAAAAAGCAUGAAAGUCUAUUGGAAUGUCCCAGAAGAGACGACGGAGAUGAGUUGACUGUCUUGAGUGCCAAAUGUGGACAUUUUGGACAACUUAGCGUAUAACUUAUGUUUUUUAUGUGGUGCCAACAUAGAGUAGAAUAGUAGUUUUUGUCAAUGAACCUCACACAUCCUGGACACACACCAACGGGAGCAUUCAGCAGAUGUGGACCCCUGGCUCGUUUGAAUGGUCUAAACCUGCGUGUGUGCAUGUUUGCAUCUCUCAAUGUGUGAAUAUGUAUGUGUGAGUCUGCGUGCACAUCCAGAGAAACACUGUUAAAUAAGUCAUAUCCAAUGCAUUAUUCAUACUCUUGUAUAUUUUUGGGACACGCCCAGUCCAGGGCUCACCAUCUGGCCGGAGAACAAUGUGUGAUUUUACAGAUGAUGGAUUGCAUUUGAAUGUUCAAGGUUGAAUCCUGUGUUUGACUUUAUUUUGUGUAUUUUCUUUAGUACAAAGAGAUAUUUAUGAUGGGGGGGGGAUAUAAUUGAAACUAGGGAAAGAGCUGCAGUAUGUCACACAAAUUAAAUUCUGUAAUUAAAAUCAAUUCAUGCGUGAUUAAAUGUAUUCAGAAUCCUUGUCUAAAUGGACUAUAUUUUGAUAUGAAAUGUUUUGGCCAGCUGGACGUGCUAUUUGCUGGUUUCAGAUGCUUGAUAUACUUGAAAGGAUUUGUGUAAAUAUAUAUAUAUAUAUAUAGAGAUUCAAUUAAUGUGUUUUAUGUUCUGUGGGUCUCAUCUCAGGAGCACAAAAGGCAUUCUUCUGCAAGAGGUGGACACAAUAACAUGAACACCAGUAAGAUAUCUCAAAAAAAAUAAAACGCAAUACUACAAUGUGUAUGAAGAUUAAUGUACAUCCUAAAGUAAAACAAUAUAUCUGUUACUUUUCCAAAGAUAACAAUAGAUUGCAUAAUAUUUUACUGGUGUUUUUGUCAGUAUGUCGCCACCCUGUUUUCCUUUUCUUUGUACUAAAACAUUAUGUACUCUCCAUCUUAAUGUAUGCAUUUGAGGAUAUAAAGAGAGCGUCCGCUCCCGAGAGCUGCAGAGUGUGUAUUUAGUGUGUGAGUGUGUAUGUGAGGGUUUUUCAGGUCAACAGUGGUUUGUGUGGUAAGAAAAUGGCAAUUUCCACCUGAUCCCAUACCUUUGAUUUCAUGUUUGCUUCUCUGGUUUGAACUCACCGUGAAUGAAUUGUCCCUUUUUGAUUUGAGACACUUUAAUGAAGUCACAUUCAACAGGGCAGUGGCAGAUUAGUAACAACAAAUAUCUGGACCUCUACUUGUGUUAAAUAUCAAUAUGAUGUGCAUUUAUAACAGCACAUAUCAUCAAACUAAGUUCUGCAAGCACUGCACUGCUGACUCUCGGAGGGAGUGUCAUGACUAAAAAUGCCUUUUAUGGUCCUCAAACGUCUAUAUAAAUAUGUUAUACUUUUAAGCUUAGCUUGAACUACAAUACCACAGGCCAAUUAUUUCCAAAACAGGGACAGAGCAAAAGUAUCCGAGACAAACGAACAACGUUUUCUUGUGAAGAGUAAAAAUGAACACUUUCUGUCAAUCCCAUGUGUAUGAUGUAUUAUAAUGUAGUAGUUAGUGCAUAAUGCAUUUAAACAGCAUAUUACAUUGCAUAGUUGCCUCAUGCCUUCAUGUAAGGGAUAAUCCACAAUGUGGCGUGCAGUAAUUGAAGAAUAACACACAGAGGGCUGGAAGUAAUACUGUAUAUCACACACAGUGUCUUGCAUUAUAUUUUACAACUGCACAAUGUAUCGUGGAUUUUACUACCACGUGUACCAUUAACGUACUUUUCAAAACUAAAAUCUUGGUUCACCGUAAAAUAAUCUUGGAAUAAACACAAUUGUACUACUCUUAACAUGAAGGAGAAGCCGCUAGGAACCACUUCCAAACAGGCCAAUUAUACCUUCAUUUUGUCUAUAGCUAUUUCAUAAAAAUGUGGUAAUUUAAUGAUUAUAAUGUUUGCUUUACUCCAUUUGCAAUGACAUUUAAAUGUUUUCAUUUAAAUGGUGAUCGUGUUUGUGUUGUUUGGGAACACUUUUAACACUAGUUAAUUAACCAUAAGAGAAGAUAGCAUAACCUUUACUCAUUCGGAGCAAAGUUGGCGGAAUACAUUUGAAUUAUAAAUACAUUCUUACUUUGGUUUAGAUUCAUCGACUUUCAAAGAUAUUCACUAGAAACCAACAAAAGAGGAAAAAACAAAUGCCAACUAUGCUUUUGUGUAACAUUAUCAAUGCUUGCUACAGUUUUUUAAGGACAUAACAGAAAUAUUUGAUGUAAGGAAGGUGAGAAUCCAGCCUGCAUCAUGGCUGUAGAACGUCGGUGUCCUGUGCCAGUAUUCCCACUCAACUCCUACUGGGUUAGAGAUGUUCUCUCAACGAGUCCGGGCUGCUGCCCCCUUUCAUUUUGAAUGUCUGUCUUGCUGUUCUCUGGGUUUUUAAUGUGGGCUGCACUCAGGAUCAACAAAUGCUACGAAGGUGGUGUGAGCUGAAAGGGCUGAGCUGUCAUAGCACGCUAUGAGCAAACUUUAGGUACACAGUAAGAAACAUAAUUGUCUUUAGACCUCAUUGUUAUCUCUGAUGCAAAUACGGUGAUUUAGUAGCGGUAAUACCUGAACUUAUAAACAUUAUUUUUGUAAUGCCUUAUGACUUUAUAGAAAACAUACAUUAGAUUGAAAACACUUAGAAUGUCUGAUGCAUCAUACAUGAACAGAUUUUAGGGGCAUUAUAGCACUUCUUUCCUUUUAUUUACAAAAAAACUCCUCAAACGAAGCGUGAACUUACUGGUUAGAGAAGUAAACCAAAUGUGGGAGUGCCUAAAACCUGCAUUCUCUAUAAUAUCCAGCAGGUGGUGAUUCGUUGGUCUAAGAACAAGUCUGUUUGCAAAGUAUAGAAGUCUAUGAGAAAAUGCCCCUACCUUUCACUUGAUUUAUCACAUUGGUUAUUAUUAUAAAGAUAAGUUCAUGGUCACAAUCACUAUAUUUUGGGUGCAGCGUAUAUGUAAGGAGUUUGGUCACAAACAGCUGUUAUGUCAUUGGUUGCUCUUUGAAAGUAUAGCAGCCUUAACCCUAACCCUAAAUUGUCUUCGGUGUUUGUUGUAAUACACCCAUUGGUUUCAUGUAUGGUCACAAAAGAAAAACAGAAGGCCACAGCUAAAACACCAAACUGAUUAUUCCUGGAGAAAUAAUUGAGAAAAUACAACAAUAACCAAGUAUCAUUUGUGUUGUAAAUGUUCAUUAAAAGAGUACUGUUUGUUCUAAUAUGUUUUAGAAUUGUGGAUGGAUAGACACAGCAAAUUGUGGUAUGGGAGCCGAAUUUCAACUGAAAAUACAGAGUCUGUAUGAGAGCUACACGCCUUCUCAAUUUUAACAGUUUGUGUCUGUGUCAAUCCGACAUAGCAACAACCAUCAUGCAACAUAAUAACACCUGACAUCCGAUUGGCUCCUGUCUUACAGGGUGCUUUUCUGUUUUAGUAACUGUUGAAAAGUAAUUGAGUCUGUCUACACGUCUACACCAUGUCUUUGCCCUGUUCAAUAAAACCUUCAGCUGCAGGAUGGACAAGUA